Molecule: messenger RNA, 6290 nt
Organism: Anopheles moucheti
Lineage: Eukaryota; Metazoa; Arthropoda; Insecta; Diptera; Culicidae
Product: dipeptidyl peptidase 4
Exons: 17
Coding region: 363-2930 (855 amino acids)
Biological process (GO): proteolysis
Molecular function (GO): serine-type peptidase activity; dipeptidyl-peptidase activity
Source: RefSeq, a predicted model, not a curated record
UGUUGUAGUCCGCCGUUCGCUGGCCUUUUUGGCAAAGGCGAAUAGGUGGUUCGAAAGGUUUUUAAAGGGUUUUUGUGGUCCGCGGCCCAUCGUCCCGGUUAACCGCGUUUGGUGUGUCCGCGGAGAAAAAAGCAUUUGGAUGAACCGCACCGCGACCAGGAUUCAGCGGGAUCGUGGCUUUUCGCAUGAUGAUGGUGGUCUAAAAAUCGUUGGCUGUGUGCUUGUAAUGAAAGCGUCACCGAAUCGGUAGGGAAAAAGAAGAAUUUAUAAAUGUACGACAGGACUGAAUUCAAAGACGAUCAAACCAAAGCAAGAAGAAAUCGUGGCGGGUUUUCGCAACUAUAGCACCUCGGAAUUCUGUAAUGCACGCAAAUGUGCAUACAGAUCGGGCCGGGGGCGGCGGAGGAUCGUGGCGCCUGCCGCCAGAUGAAACAUUGCAGGUGGCCGACCCGAAACAGAAGGAAGAACAGGAUUUAUUUCCUGCCGAAGGACACAACUGGAGAAGCAUUGUGUUUUCGCUGCUAGUGAUAGGAUUUGUCAUAACCGGUAUAAUAACGGCGAUAUAUCUGCUUGGCUAUGUUGACGAACUACUCUACUGGUCGGGCAGGCGGAUGAAGUUGGACGAGUUUCUGCAGAAAGAUAUAACUCCUCAGAGGCUACCGUCGGUGUGGAUCAACAAUCAGAAAUUUGUAUUCCAGGCGGAUGAUGGAGGCCUUGCUGUUUUCGACACUGCCACCAACAGUGUAGCCACGCUAGUAACAAAUCAUACCUUGAGACAAAUUAACGUUAAAGGCUACCACUGUUCUCAUGAUUUGAAGUAUGUUCUGUUUAAGCACAAUGUAAAGAAGCAUCAUAGGUUAUCUUUCACGGCUUUGUAUACUGUGUAUGACGUAUCCAAUGACCAUCAUAUGCCGGUACGAUUGAAAGAAUCCCCCAAGGUUCAACGUGCCCGCCUUCAGCAUGCGUCCUGGGCCGGCAAUACUACCGCAAUGAUAAUAGUGGCCGAGAACGAUAUAUACUUGAGACAAUCACCAUCAGACGAAGAGGUUUAUCGCUUAACUUUCACCGGAGAAGAGAACAGAGUCUAUAAUGGUGUACCUGACUGGUUAUAUCAAGAGGAGAUUUUUGAGUCUUUUAGUGCUUUAUGGACCUCAGUAGAUGGCACGCACCUCAUGUACGCCACGUUUAACGACUCGCGAGUUGGCAUGAUGACUUUUCCUUGGUUCACGUCGAACACCGUAAUUGCGGCAAGCGGCGAAGGCAACCGUGAGCUUUUCCCCGUGUCGAAAACUAUACGCUACCCAACACCGGGCUCGGUCAACCCAGACGUAUCGCUGUGGGUGAUGGAUAUAAGUAAUGUAAGCAAUAUACGAAAAUGGGAAGUAAUCCGUCCAGCUGCACUCGAAGGACAAGAACACUAUCUUAUAUCAGCUAGCUGGGUAGGCAACGUGAACGAACACGUGUCGGUGGUGUGGAUGACACGCUCGCAAAACAUUACGGUGGUAUCAUCCUGCUACAGCCCCACGUGGAAAUGUGUCGAGCAUCAUUCGGAGCGGGCACCGGAAAACGAAUGGCUGGAUAUAUUACCUCAUCCGAUAUUCUCACCCGAUGGGGACAGCUUUUUGUUUAUGGCGGGCAUUCAGGAAACCGGCACGGAACAUUUCACCCACAUCAAGCACAUCACAAUCACACAGCAGCGAAUGGCUGUGAUUUCCCACGGUCGCUACGAGGUGAUCCGCAUUCUGGCCUGGGAUACGGUUAACCAUCUCGUCUACUAUUUGGGCACGCACGAGAAGAAACCCGGCCAGCAGCAUCUGUACGUGGUGAAGGAUCCGGUCAGUGAGGAGUUGCGCAGAACGGAACCGACCUGCAUCACGUGCGAUCUCAGUGAUGUGCUGUGGGGUAGCCGAUACUAUUACAGCAACUGCUCGUACUUCGAUGCGUUCGUCAGCUCACAGCCGUACGUUUCGCAACACAGCGGGAUAUCGUUCUACAUACUCGAAUGUAAAGGUCCCGGUCUUCCGCUAGCUGUGGUACAUGCCGCCCAUAAUCACAAGCUGAUGCGUGUCCUGUACGAUACGAGACCGUUCUACGCGAGCAAGCUACAGGAGUUGGCCCUACCGUCGCAACGCUCGUUCGAGAUUCCGCUGCCGCACGGUACGCGAGCAGCAGUUCAGCUGCUACUGCCACCGAGCUGGCGAGAGGAGCUCCGCGAUGCCGCAUUUCCAGUGCUGGUUGAGGUUAAUGGUAAGCCCGGAUCGACGUCCGUGUCGGAAGAGUUCAAAAUUGACUGGGGCACGUACAUGUCCAGCCACAACGACGUAGUGUACAUACGGUUGGAUGUGCGCGGUGCACGGGGACAAGGCAAACAAGCGUUGUAUCGCCAUCUCGGCGGUGUAGAGGUGCAAGAUCAAAUCGCCGUGCUGCGGUAUCUCCUGGACACGCUGAAAUUUCUCGAUGAAACUCGUGUCGGUGUUUGGGGCUGGGGCUAUGGUGGAUAUGUCACUGCGAUGAUUCUCGGUUCACAGCAACACGUCUUCAAAUGUGGCAUCUCGGUAUCGCCCAUUACGGACUGGUUGUACUACAAUUCCAUAUUUACCGAGCGCAUCCUCGGCGUGCCGGCCGAAAACUACAAAGCGUACGUCGAGGCGGACGCCACACAAAAGGGGCGCCAAAUUCCGUCAUACUCGUACUUCCUCAUUCAUGGCCUAGCCGAUGUAACUGCACCGUACCAGCACGGUAUACAGCUCGCCCGUUCCCUUUCCGAGUCUGGGACGAUAUUUCGAUAUCUGAGCUACGCCGACGAAGGUCACGAUCUUACCGGCGUAAUUGAGCACGUGUACCGUUCGAUGGAGGAUUUCCUGCGGAACUGUCUGUCGCUCGACUCCGACGAAGACAAACCAAGCGAAGCUAACGUGCCCAAUGAGUAAAGCGUGUGCAAGCUAGGGUGAACCAAAACAGUGAAGAAAAAAAACAACAAAACAAACCAAAAACGGGCAAAAACAAUUCAUAUAAAUGUUGUGUGAGACUUGUUUACACUCUGCGUUAGGUAACGAAAUUGUUGUGUUUGUGUUGUAUAGUUUAGUUGUACGCGCGCUAGCCGAAAUUUUGCAAACAACAACAACAAGAAAAAGAAAACUUUAUUGCCUAAAUGCGACUUCGAAUGGCCGUGUGUCUCUCUCACCACAUUAUUAGAUGGACAGUACAGUAACUGAUAGGUUCUAAAUACAUAGACAUAUCAGAGAAAUAUGGUAAAAUAGUGCAGCAAAAGAGAACAAAACGAAAUAAGCAACACGUACAAGAGAUACCUGCAUGAUACCGGCAGAGUACAUCACGGGAAAAUGGUCAAUAAUGCAAACAAAAUGAAACGGCAAGCAAAUAAUACGCGGCGGUCAAUGGGAUACUCUAUUUUAUAGCAGUGAAUGCUGGCGUUAAGAACAUCUAACUAUAAAAGCAAAUGGCAAUCGAAGCGAAUGAUACUACCGUUCGAAGUAUACACGUUUAAGGAGCUUUCGGAAGAGACAAUGAAAAUGGACGCAUAUGCGUAUUUGCGAAACAAAAAACAGCGACAUACAAACAUACACCUACACACAUACAAAAAUAUAUAAACUGAAAACUAAAGUCAUCCAAUGGCAAACUGGGUAUAUGCAGGAAGGUUAAAUACAUUUAAACAAACAAAAUCGAAGAAAGUAAGCGAGAGCGUGGAACGUGUGUGAGGUAAGCAAUUACAAAAGAAAAAAAAACAAGAGAGAGAGAGAAAAGCAAAGCAAAACAAAAAUCAAAUGAAUUGAUUAACGAAAACUGAAACAGUCCUAUACUUACAAUAACGAAACUGAUGAGUGAGUUUUUUCGUCUCCUUUAAAACCGUCUAUUUAAGUGUAAAAUGGUAGCAAAAUCAAAACAAAACAAUCGAAAUCGAAAACUAAAACAGCGAAUCAAAACCAACACAUGGCACCACCAACCAAGAAACAAACAAACAAACAAACACUGCAAAAAUAGCAAAAAGAACAAACAAUACAGCAAAACAACAAUUACAACCAUUAACAUAGCUCUUAGGUGUGUGCAACCGGGCGCACAACACUGUGUCUACGAAUGCGGCGGUACGCCCAGGAUUUAGUUACAUUAUUCUCGCUAAGUAUAAACAUGGUAUAAACACGCUUAAACAUACAGCCGCCACCGUGGGUGGGUUUUGUCGUUUUAGGUUAUGUGCGUAACUCACGACUCACAUAUUCGGCAUCGGCACACUCACUCCGUACGCAACGCGUGUGUGCAACAGAGCUCAAAAUGGCAAGGACCUUCUUCCAGAUUGUUAUUCCCGGCUUAAUUAGCGCAUGCAUGUAUUAAAAAUGUGGGCCCUUUGCGGGGGGCGAUGACAUUGAGAGUGAGAGAGUCCCCCAAAUUCCCCCCUCAUCCAACCACCCACCCCACCCCACCCCCCGUGAGCCACAUUCAACAGCUGCAAUUAAGAACUCAGAUGGUUAGAACAACGUGUAACACCGCAAACAAAUGUAACAAAAUGUACCGCGUACGUACACACAAUUAGAUACGGUCGAGGUGUAUGUAUAUGUGUGUGUGUGUGUGUGUGGUGAAUUCGGUGGACUGCGUAGAUGUGCGUUAUGUUGUGAAAGGAUGCUCGGCUCUGUUGUAUGUCGGUGUGGGCAUUAGGCAAACGCCAGGAACGGAGGAGCAGUGUGGAGCAGAGUGUAACAAAAUCGAGGAAUUUUCAUAGUUAUUUCACGUCAUAGUUGUUAGAAUUACAGAAGAGCAAUCCAGCAGUAAAAAACAAAGAAAAAAAACAAUGAAAUUAAACAAAAAAACCCAGACGAUAACAAACGAUAAUUAAGCAAUUAUGUCGAAGUGAUGAUGAAGCGAAGCAGAGCAGAAUGUGCAUAAUGUGCCGCAACCAGGAGGGAAAUCCAAAAAACCUCGUGCUACGCGCGUGCAAUACUCCCGGCAGAAGAGACAUGUGCAAAAUGUCCCCUCCACGUGUAAAAUAUAUUCAUCGAAACGACUACUUCUAGUUUGCGCUGCGCAUAAAAGUCAUAAAGGAAACUGUUUUCGUCCACCACGGGCUGCAAAGGAGUGCACUGCAGAAAAUGGCGCGACAAAGGAAUACACAAAUACGCAAAACAGAUAUUUAAAUGCAUGGCGAUGGCGCGCGCCUCAAUAGUUUAGGGUGACGGUACUGCAAUACGUUAACAUUGCUUACCAUUGGGCUCUCUUUGGGUUUGUGCUAGAGUACGGUGUGCGAACGCAGGUAUUGGUUUGUGGUUGUGUUCGUUGCCGUAAGGAAAUAACUCCCAAGAAGUCUUCGCAAAAUAGUGUAACAAAAAAUUCUUCCUCGGUGCUUUCCGCGCAAUUUAAAUUGUGGUAGUUACCGGUACAGUUGUGCCGGUAUCCUAUUAGAAAAGGGGAUACAAAAACUGCAUUUUUUAUGCAUUGAAUUUGUUAUUGUGCGUCUUCCUUGUACUUGAUGAGUGAUUUUUGUUUUCUUCCUUACUUUGAUGUCGAAUUUUUGCUCGAUUUGAAAUGUUCUACGUGCAACGUGUUUGGGUUAGUGUUACUUUAAAGCUGAACGGCAAUCCACAGUACGAUUCACGAAGCUAGAGGUAGAACCGCUUCUCGAUAUACUAAUAAACGGUGUGAUUAAAAAUUUCCACACAAACACAUACACAGUAAAUGAAAAAAAAAACAAACAAAUACAGCAAACAUCGCAAGCGAGUAAGUAGACGUAAAACGAUAGCAUGCAUGGAGGGAUUACAUGCCUGCAUACAUACAAACACCGUACACUGAAACACAAAUAGGAAAAUUGAAAAUAAUUGUUGUGCCAUUCUAUUGUAUAACAUGAGUAACACAAGCGCUAGAAAUUUAAACACGUCAAACAAACAAAAAAAACAAACACACUUUAAAUCGAAACACCGAAAUGAGAAGAACAAAGCGAAACACACUGCUCGAUAUUACAAAGCUAAAACGAGGAAAAAAGGGGGAGAGAAUGAGGGAGAGAGAGAAAAAAACACAGAAAAAGGAAUAAGAUAAUCAUAAUUUAUGCUUCCCAGCAAGUUUUCAUUACAUAAUGGUUGUGAAAUUGAGAAUAGAAGAAAAUAAAAAUCGUGGAAUAAAAGCAGCAAAAAAAACCGGCAGCAAAAUCUGACAAAAAAGGAGAGAAAAAAAAUUCGCAUGAAGACGAAAAUUCUGCAACAAAAAUUACAACAAAAAAAAACAGCAAACAACAACAACUAAUAUUUGUAAAUAAACGUUAAUAUAUUUAUAGUCCAAAGUGAAAAACAAAC